AUGCUUUUCACACUCGCCUCCGCCGCCUCGCUAUUGGCUGCCUCCUCCCUAGCGGUACCCGUCUCGACUGCGUCCAAAGUCAUCGCUCGUGAUGGCCAGAUCACCUGCUCCCCGAGCUACCUCGGCGCAGGCAAGGGAGGUGGCCGCCUCAUAUUGAACAAUUCGACGCCCAACGGCACCUCCGCUGCUGGAAGGCCCAUCCCGUACGUGGCAAAGAGCAUCUCUGGCGACCCGCUCUCCGCAGCCUUGGUAGUAAAUCCGGACAACAUCGAUGACGUGUAUCGCUUCUACAGUUGCUCUUCAAAGUCCCUCGGCGUCGAAGCUAAGGAGACGGUGCGCGACGACGAGGGUAACGACAUGACGACUGACUACGGCUUGCUGGUCAAGACGUCGAAAAACGCUGGCGACCAGCCCCUGACGGACGGCAACUUCCAAUGCAUCGUCUCCUCGCAGUCCCCGCCUGAGGAAGACCACUUCCACUCGCCCCUCUUUGUCUCGCCUUGCACCCUUGAGGACAUUGCCGAGAAGCAGAAUCGCCAAUUCUGGAGCGUAUCAGAGGGUUCUCUGGUCUUCAAGUACAGGGGGCUACCUGAGUUUGAGCAUUACCUCAAGACACGCGAUGGGACGUUGGACAAAGCCCAGACGAUUCUGGUGCAGCAGGGGCAGGACGUGAGAUUCAAUGGGCUCUACUUUGAAGAUCUUGACUAA
Molecule: messenger RNA, 708 nt
Organism: Jaminaea rosea
Lineage: Eukaryota; Fungi; Basidiomycota; Exobasidiomycetes; Microstromatales
Exons: 1
Coding region: 1-708 (235 amino acids)
Source: RefSeq, a predicted model, not a curated record